AUGCAACAGCUACUUGAUUACGCCGCGAUCCUUGCCUUUGUGGUGGUUUAUUUUAUCACCCGGGACAUUUUCCUGGCCACCGCGGUGCUGAUGGGUGGCGUCACCCUGCAGGUUGUGGGCUAUCUGCUGAUGAAAAAACCCAUUGGCAAUGAGCUGAAAGUGACCUUUGUAGCCAGCAUGUUGCUCGGUGGGAUGACACUGAUUCUACGCGACGAAACCUUUAUUCAAUGGAAACCCAGCAUCGUCAACGCCAUUCUGGCGCUGACACUGGUGGGUGGCCACCUGAUCGGCAAGACCUUUUUCAUCAAGAAAAUGCUCGGCCAGGUCCUCCAUCUGCCUGACAGUGCCUGGUUUACCCUGACUUACGGCUGGGCAUUGGGCUUCACCCUCGCCGGUGCGCUGAAUUUGUGGGUGGCUUAUAACUUCGACAUGGAUACCUGGGUGACUUUUCGCUUCGCUGGACUGCUGAUGAUCAACAUCAGCAUGUUGAUCGCCACCUUCACCUAUCUGUACGCUAAAGGUCUGCUUAAUGAAGACAAUCUGCCGGACCCGAAAGCCCGUACCGUCUAUAUCUCUGAUGAACUGACCGUGCCGUUACGCAGCGGACCAUCAAGCGGACACCGGAUCCUGCACCGCGGUUUACCCAGCGGCACCCAGAUGGAAGUACUGGAAGUUGAUGAAGGCGCCGGCUUCAGCCGCAUCAGAACCAGCCGCGGCACCGAAGGUUGGAUCCGCAGCCAGUAUCUGGUCAGCGAACCCAUCGCAAAACUGAAACUGGCCGCGGCACAACGCGCCAUGAACAAUGCCCAGGCCGCUCUGGCAGCUGAACAGGCUAAAGUAAAAGAAUUGACCGCCAGCAACCGUGAACGCGGCAGCACCAAUUCAGCCUACGAAAAGCGCAUCGCUGAGCUGGAAACCGAGUUAGCUGAAAUCACACGCAUCUCCGCUGGCGCGAUAGAAACCAACGCAGAAAACAUCAAACUGCAGGAAGUGAACGCCCGUCUGCAGGAUGAACUGGAUGACAUCGCCCAGAGCCGCGCUCAGCUGGAGGACAAUACCUUUAACGAAGCCCUGAUGAUUGGCGGAGGCCUGUUGUUUCUCGGCCUGAUCGCCAAUCCGAUGACAGUACUGAGCGUCAACCUGAACAAAAUCGCGCUUUUACGCAACGCCCGGGAAGGCGCAAGGCCCAGUGUGGUUGAAGCCGCAAGAGUAGCCCUGGCAGCGGGUGCAAAAGGCAUUACGGUGCAUCCCCGACCUGACCAGCGACACAUACGCACCACUGACGUGUAUGCCCUGGCUGAGCUGCUGGCCAGCGAAUAUCCGGGCAUUGAAUUCAAUAUUGAAGGCAACCCCAUGGCGAAUGCCAAUGCGGGCGGUUAUCCUGGCCUGGAUGCACUGAUAGAGAGGACCAGACCCGCGCAGGCGACUCUGGUGCCCGACAGCGACAACCAGCUCACUUCGGACCACGGCUGGAACCUGACCACAUUCAACAGCAAAUUGGCGGACAAAAUCGCGCUGUACCAGUCUUAUGGUGCGCGUGUCAGCCUGUUUAUGGAUCCCGAUAUCCCGCAGAUUCAGCAGGCCCAGGCACAUGGUGCGCAGCGUAUUGAGCUGUAUACGGGUCCAUUUGCUGACCUGUACAGCGAACACGGCGCAGACAGUGAGGCGGUACAGAACAGCUUUCAGAGUUAUCUCGGCGCCGCCCGCUAUGCCAAUCAGAUUGGCCUCGGCGUCAACGCAGGCCAUGAUCUGGACUUACACAAUCUGACGCUGUUCAAACAGAUUACCGAAGUAGCAGAAGUGUCAAUUGGCCACGCUUUAAUUUGUGAUGCGCUUGAAAUGGGGCUGUCCGCCAGUGUAACGGCCUAUGUCAAAGCACUCGCCUAA
Messenger RNA from Symbiodinium pilosum, 1887 nucleotides. The record is from the annotation of a GenBank genome assembly. NCBI's taxonomy places the organism in Eukaryota, Dinophyceae, Suessiales, Symbiodiniaceae.